Molecule: messenger RNA, 1146 nt
Organism: Eutrema salsugineum
Lineage: Eukaryota; Viridiplantae; Streptophyta; Magnoliopsida; Brassicales; Brassicaceae
Exons: 5
Coding region: 1-1146 (381 amino acids)
Source: RefSeq, a predicted model, not a curated record
AUGGGCGAUCUGGGCAACAACAACAACAUGGUAGCUGAGAUGCAGCAGCUUCGGAAACAACCUGUGAUUGCUCCUCCAACCAUUCAGAGACAGGAUUUUGAGGAGUUUUGCAGCACGAUUGGAUAUAAUGGGAUACCAACCGAUUUCUUGAAGUGCAAACUUUUCCCGUUCUCACUUGCGGAUAAAGCUUCGCGCUGGCUGAAGUCAUUGCCACCUGGGUCAUUGACUACUUGGAUAGAGUGCAGAUCAGCAUUUUUGGAAAAUUUUUGCACUAAAUCCAAAACUACAGCUCUAAAGAACAAGAUUUCUUCGUUCAAACAGCAACCUGGUGAAGCUUUCUGCAAAGCUUGGGAGAGGUACAAGGAGUACCCAAGAGAGUGCCCUCACCAUGGGUUCUCUGAUGAGCAGAUUCUGGCAACUUUUUAUGAUGGUGUCAAUUGGGAUUACAAAAACGCUCUGAAUGCAGCUAGCAAUGGCAAUUUCAUGACUAAAUCCAAAGCAGGUGCUUAUGAGUUGAUUGAGAACUUAGCUGCAAAUUCCAGCAACAAAUCCCCAAGAAAUCGAAACUUUGGCAACUUUAGGAGUCAUCCGAAUCUGUCCUACAGAAGCAACAAUGUUGAUAAUCCUCAUGAGCAGGUCUAUCCGCAGCAGGGAGUGCAGAAUCAGUCAGGUUUUCAAAAGAACUUCUCAAGCAAUUUCCAGAGGAAGCAGUUCAUCACCAAUCAGAACCGCUUCCAAGGUGGAAACCAGCAGAAGUUACCUUUCACCAACUCACAGCCAUCUUCGAGUUCCCCAAACAACUCGCAGGAUGAGCUGAAAAAUAUGAUGCAACAGCUUGUUGGCAAGUAUGAAACAGUGUUGACUCAUGUGAAGAAGCUGGAUGUUCAAGUAGCUCAGACUGCUGAAGCUGUGAAGAGACCACCUGGAACUCUUCCUAGAAAAGAUGAGACGAUGGAGCACCCUGAGCCGACGAUAGAGCACCUGCUCAAGCGAACUGUUCCAGCAAAUAUUCCUGCGCGAGUUUAUACGCCUAAGGUACCUUAUCCAGUUCCACCUAAGAAGUCCCAGAAGGACUUAGAGGAGGCAAAGUGUAAGAAGAUGUUGAAGGAUUUGACUGUGAAAUUUCCUCUAGCUGAUGCUGUCUAG